UAGAUUUUUAACCUCCGCAGCCAAGCAAGAGUUCAUACAAACGCAUUUGCAGCCUCAUACAGUGAACUUCUUGUCAAUUUAGACGGAACCGUUCAUUAUGGCCAACUACAUUCAUGUACCCGACGAGGCUCCCGCUGUACCCAAAAUAGAUGUCACAUUAGACGAGAACGAUUACAGAUCUGGUGCAUUGAGACUAAUCAAGGAACUGAGACCGUUUUGGAAACCAUCCGAGGUCAAAAUGAAGUUCUUCACAGAUGGAAUCACCAAUAAGUUGCUAGGCUGCUACGUGGGUGGGGUCAUGCAGGAUGUGGUCCUGGUGCGUAUCUAUGGCAACAAGACGGAGCUGUUUGUGGACCGGGAGAACGAGGUGAAGAGUUUCCGGACGCUCCACGCACACCGCUGCGCCCCGCGUCUCUACUGUACCUUCAACAACGGCCUCUGCUAUGAGUUCCUACAGGGCCAGGCACUGGAACCUGAACACAUCCGGAGCCUGCCCACGUCCAGGCUCAUCGCGAGGCAGCUGUCUAAGUACCAUGCCAUACAUGCUCACAACGGAUGGGUGCCCCAGUCAGACCUGUGGCUGACAAUGGGCAAGUACUUCGCCCUGGUGCCCAAGUUCUUCCAAGACCCAGAGAUGAACAUGAGGUUAAACAGUGAGGUGCCUAGUCGAAGGCGACUGAGGGAAGAGAUGGUGUGGAUGCAGCAGAGUCUGUCUGUGCUGGGCUCUCCUGUAGUCCUCUGCCACAACGACCUGCUGUGUAAGAACAUAAUCUAUAAUCAGGAAGGAGAAAAUGUCAAGUUCAUUGACUACGAAUACGCUGGGUACAAUUACCAAGCCUAUGACAUUGGGAACCACUUCAAUGAAUUUGCAGGCCUGAAUGAGGUGGACUACAGCCACUACCCAGAGCGGAGUUUGCAGCUGCAGUGGCUGCGCUCCUACCUGGAGGCCUAUAAGGAACACAAAGGUCAAGGGUCAGAGGUCACUGAGACAGAGGUGGAGGUGCUCUAUGUACAGGUCAACCGCUUCUCCCUGGCAUCUCAUUUCUUCUGGGGCCUAUGGGCUCUGAUUCAGGCAGAGUUCUCCACCAUUGAUUUUGACUUCCUGGGAUACGCAGUCCUUCGCUUCAGCCAGUACUUCAAGAUGAAGCCAGAAGUUGCAGCGCUGAACUUUCCAGAAUAAAAGUCCUUCUCCCUAUCUGGUCCUCAUGUCCACCGUAGAGUGCCCUCUAGGGGGUGUCGGAAAGAAGACCCGGAGAGAGCCUAGUCCACACUUCCUGUGGAUUUCAUUCGGCACUCACUAGAGACUCAUAGAACCCUAUGGGAACUCAUAGAACUAUAUUAGAACUCAUAGAACUAUAUUAGAACUCAUAGAACCCUUUUGAGAACUGAUAGCUGUUAGAAACCAUGACUCACCAUCCAUUGACACUCCACAGGGCCAACUCCAUAGCAUCACUGCUACAGACAGAGCCCUACCUAGCUCGCUAUAGAAGCCUAGAACCAUGCACUUCUUCAUAAAGACUAAAGUCUUUAAGACCCAGUCCUCCAAAAUGUCUAGAAAUAUGCAAGAAGAAAAAGGAAAAAAAACUAUCAUGGCUAUUUUUGUUAAGAACAACCAAAUGAAAACAGUGCCAUGUAACGUAUGGCGAAUUCAGUGUGACAUUCCAGUAACAUCUCUCACCCCAGUCUGUGCCCGCCCACAGGGGUAACUCACAACAGGGGAGACCUGGACCAACUCUGUAACUUGUCUCCUCUGUUGUGCUGCUGACUGACUGGGAAUAUUAGUGUGUGUGGGCUCACUCCGAGCCAUUCCUAUUGGAUAUAUACAUCUCUUGUCUGGGCUCGCUGGUCCAUUGAUUAUUUAGUCACCAUUAUAUCGGUUGGUUUAAUGGUAGAGGCUAUGUAGCAAGUUACAAAUAUGUGUUGGUGCAUCUGGUAUAGUCACCAAUAAAUAUUUGUUGGUCGAAUGGUUAGAUUCACUUACGUACUUUCUCCUAGGUAACAAACAGGAGGGCAUCCAUCUGGUUUACAUUCUGGUCACCUGACUGAAACAACGUCCGCAUUCCCUACCGUAACUGGGCUGUAGUUUGAUUCGUGGGAAAUGUUGUCGUCAUGAUGACGGCCAGGAGUAUUUCCUGGAAAAACUCUGACCAGGAGAAACUCUGGGCCUGGGGCCUUGUGGUCCGGAAACCCUCCGCGCCCUAGUCAUUGACUAUGUUAUGUUCACUGUAUAAAGUCGUUUAGAUUCACUUUUUGUUUUACCAUGUAACCUCAUGGGGCAGUUGCAUUUGGCUAGACUCAGCCUAAUCCUGGACUAAAAGGCACUUUCAAUGGAGAGUUGGUGUUCAAUGGCGUCACCAUUGGAAGUGAUUUUAAGUCGAGGGUUAUAGGCGUAAUCUGGUUAUUGUUGCCUGGCUACCCAUCCACAACACUCCGGCCAACUGAAGUUUCUUCUCCAUGAUAAGUGUGGAUUUGCUUCCCUCCCUGAUGAUUUCUAGAAUGUGAACGCAUUCUGACCGUUCUGAUUGGUCCCAGAAAUUGAUGGGUUGGGCCAGAUCCGGGCCUACAUGGAUGACGUUAUCAACUUUGAUACUCUGGUUAGAUUUUGUUAGCCGAUUCAAUCGCUGAUUAAUUUGUUUUGUACAACGCCCCUCAUUUUGAAGUCACACAAACAACUUCUAGGAUGGCAGUUUCAGACUGAAUGUAUGUAGCGAUCGUUAGAGCAGCGGAAUGAAAUUCAGGGUGAAUUGUCUGACAAGGUUUACUGGAAUUGCCUGUGAGACAACUGAGGUAAGACCUAUGAUUGGAGGACCAAUGGCUUUGGUAGUGAGUGUCUUGAAAGUAUCUUUGUCUGAAAGAUUCUAACAGUGUUUGUUUAUAAUGUAUGUGCUGCUUGGUUCUGGAAGUUCUUUACGACACAAAGUUCAUCUACUAGGUAAAAACCAACCUAUACCAAAGU
This is a messenger RNA of Salvelinus namaycush (lake trout), 2956 nucleotides long. RefSeq names its product ethanolamine kinase 1 (gene etnk1). The record is from RefSeq and is a predicted model, not a curated record. Gene Ontology annotation, biological process: phosphatidylethanolamine biosynthetic process. Gene Ontology annotation, cellular component: cytoplasm. Gene Ontology annotation, molecular function: ethanolamine kinase activity. The coding region runs from base 98 to 1180 and encodes 360 amino acids. The transcript is spliced from 8 exons. NCBI's taxonomy places the organism in Eukaryota, Metazoa, Chordata, Actinopteri, Salmoniformes, Salmonidae.